AGCUCUGUGAGCUAUAGGUACAUUUGUCUUUCAUGCAGAAAGUACCCCAGAAUUACAAAACACAACAGGUGCUAUCAAAAUGGCCAGGCUCACACUUAUUGCAGGAUUGUGCCUGGUGCUGUGUCACUUUGCAACUUCCAGGCAACUGGCGUGUUAUUUCACCAACUGGUCUCAAUACCGACCUGGAUCUGGGAAGUACAUGCCUGCUAAUGUAGACCCCUUCCUGUGUACACAUCUGAUUUAUGCCUUUUCUAUGAUUAACCAUGCCAAUGAACUUGUCACAUAUGAAUGGAAUGAUGAAACCCUCUACCAAUCCUUCAAUGCUUUAAAGAAAGCUAACCCCUACCUUAAAACUCUUUUGGCUGUUGGUGGAUGGAAUUUUGGCUCAACUCAGUUUUCCAUUACGGUCUCCUCAUCUGCCAACCGUCAAAAGUUCAUCCAGUCAUCCAUCUCAUUCCUAAGGACACAUGGAUUUGAUGGUCUAGAUUUGGAUUGGGAAUACCCAGGUUCCAGAGGUAGUCCUCCUGAGGACAAACAGAGAUUUACUUUAUUGUGCAAGGAACUGGUGGAAGCUUAUGAGGCAGAAGCUAAAGCUACUGGACGGCCUAAACUCAUGCUUACUGCUGCAGUAUCUGCUGGCAAAGGGACAAUUGAUGCUGGAUAUGAAAUAGCAAAGAUUGCAAACUAUCUUGACUUCAUCAAUGUGAUGACCUAUGACUUCCAUGGUACUUGGGAGAGCUUCACAGGGCACAACAGCCCCCUUUAUAGGGGAUCUCAAGACUUCGGAGAUCUUGUUUACUUCAACACUGAUUAUGCAAUGAAAUACUGGAGGGACAACGGUACCCCUGUGGAGAAAUUGAGGAUGGGAUUUGCCACAUAUGGUCGUACCUUCCGCCUCACUUCUACAGCUACUGGAGUGGGAGCUCCAGCCAGUGGACCAGCCUCUGCUGGACCCUAUACCCGAGAGGCCGGCUUCUGGUCCUAUUAUGAGAUCUGUGGAUUCCUUCAAGGAACAAAACUUGAGUGGAUUGAGGAUCAGAGAGUACCUUAUGCUGUGAAGGGUGGUGAAUGGGUUGGCUUUGACACCAAGGAUAGCUUUGAGAUCAAGGUACAAUAUCUGCAAAGCAACAAGUUUGGGGGGGCUUUUGUUUGGGCUCUGGAUCUGGAUGACUUUGCGGGCGAGUUCUGUGGGCAGGGGAAGCAUCCUCUUAUGGGUCACCUACGCAAGCUCCUGGAUAUUGAUAUGCCUACACCACCUCCUACCACUACUCCCAAACCUGGUGAUACAACCACACCAAAGCCCACCACAACUACCACAACUACCACACAUGAACCUGGAAGUGGAUUCUGUGCUGGAAAGCCUGAUGGCCUUUAUGCUCACCCUGAUGACCCAGCUAAGUUCUAUAGUUGUGCUGGAGGUAAAACGUUUUUAGAGAGGUGUGCAGAUAAAACAGUUUUUGAUGACACAUGCAAGUGCUGUGUGUGGGCUAAGCCUUAAACUCAAUAGCUUUCGACAGUAAAACCUAAAUUAAUGCUGUACAAGAACAAUGCCACUUUAUAUUUAGGAAUUAAUAUAAGGUAAAAUUCCUGAAACAGUAUUGGUAGAACCCUUGAUGAACAGAACAAAUUGUGAUUAGUCUUAAUUUUUCUUCAGAGCACACACACACACACACACACACACACACACACACACACACACACACACACACACACACACAAACAGAAAGAACACUGUUGUUUACGGACCCGUGCCCAAUGUGUCUUUUUAAACAUUUUAAAUCCUGCUGUAAAUGUUCAUUAACAAUCAUUGAUAUUAAACUCUUAAAUAUGCUUUUAGUUUUGAAAAUUAUAAUGUUUAUACCACAUUAAUUUGUCUAUUUUUUGAGCAAUAAAACAAAUGUUUUGAAGCAAAGAC
Ictalurus punctatus (channel catfish) is the source of this 1915-nucleotide messenger RNA. Its product is annotated as acidic mammalian chitinase. Gene Ontology annotation, molecular function: chitinase activity; chitin binding. Gene Ontology annotation, biological process: carbohydrate metabolic process; chitin catabolic process. The coding region runs from base 80 to 1498 and encodes 472 amino acids. Gene Ontology annotation, cellular component: extracellular region. The transcript has 12 exons. The record is from RefSeq and is a predicted model, not a curated record. Lineage: Eukaryota; Metazoa; Chordata; Actinopteri; Siluriformes; Ictaluridae.